AUGUUACAAUAAUUUCAAUGAAAUAUUAACAUAAACGUACAAAAACUAAGAUGAAUCAUUUAUGAUACUCAGAAACAGUUGCUUGGAUAUUAUCACAAUAUGACGGUUAGUAGGAAGUAAGAUAAAAUACCACUUCCUUGUUCGUGAAAGGAAAAUCCUGAUUCUUUCAUUCAGUAUUAUUAGAUAUAAGCUUGAGCGUCUACAUGCAAGUUUCAUAUUUUUCUUUAUGUGAAAACGAAAAGUGUUUUAUUCUAUAAUAAUUAAAAAAAGUUGUGUAUCCUAGAAUAUAAUCAAAAAUGAGUGAAACUCUUGCUGUGAAACACAAGAACUCUUUGAAUUUAACAGAGCAGAAAUUGCUUCAAGACAAACAUGAUACAAAGCGUUAUAAAUGCAUACCUUCGCGUAAACUACUAAUAUUUUUCAUUGCUGUGUUAUCUAUUUUCGUGGUUUAUUGGUUUAUACUGAGUCCAAUUUUAGUCCAUGUAAUUAUUAAGAAUAAUGCACAUGACAAGGACUAUAAGUUUAUUGUAUAUUGGGUAGUGGCAUUUUUCAUCUGGUUCUUUAUAAUGGUGGGCGUAGCUUUGAUUUGGAAAUGCGUCUUGAUCAAGCAAAAUGAGAAAUGUAAAUUGCAGUCAUAUGGUACGAGCAAUUCAAUUAUGCUAAGGCCCAUAAUCUGUAAAAAAGACGAUACUACGCAUAGCGUAAAGUUUAAAGACACAAAGGGAGAAAAAUCUAAAAGUACAUCAAUUCCUGAUAAAGAUAAAAUGAAAAGGGAGGCUGACGAGACAGAUAAGAACAACUCUCUUGAAAUGAGACGGAAUAAAAGUAAGAAGCACAAAGAUCUUCCACCUCUUAUGAUACAUCGCCGUAAUUCCGGCAAUAACAUUGAAAAUCCUGGGAACGUAAAUCUAACAAGUGAUACUGAUGAAAAUGAUGAAGACACAUUAAAAUCGGGAAAAAUUACCCCUAAAAUUCAAAGGCAAUCGAUGCAAGAUUAUUUGAAAUUGGUAACAGUUACUCCAGAAGGCGAAAUGGAUACUCCAAAAUCUCCAAAAGGACCACUGUCGCCGAGAGACUUAUUUUUUAUUGAUCUUAUCAAAGCAGCCGAGGAAGCAGAUAAAAAUAAAGAGGACGGCAGUGCCAAAGAAACAGAUGGGAAACAUUUCUUUCCAAAUAAUUUCUCACCGACCGAAAAAGACAUUGCUACUGAUGCAUCAAAUGAGAAUGAAGUGCCUGAUAAUCCGUUAUCGAACAAUGACCACGAUCCAACUUAUUUUAUCGCAAAUAUAGAAAGCCCAAAAUGCGAGAAGACGGAAGUAUGCAUAGAUGUUAAUCCAGAACCAGAAACAGUUGCACCACAUUUGGUUAAUUUAUUAAUUAGAGACUCUGCGAUUACAAUAGAAGAAUCAAUAAACAAUAAAAGUGAAAAAGAUGAAAAGGAUGAAAAAAUUGUUGUAUUUAAAGUGUAGUUACACACACAUUUUUGAUAGAAUAUUUAAUAUUGUAUUAUAAAAUAUUAUAUAAAUUAUAUUAACUUAGAUAUAUCACAGCAAAAUAAUUAGAUGCUGAUAAGGAUCGAAAUUCCGUGUGUGUAAAAUAAUAAUUUUACAUUUAAAGUCAAUGCUACGACAAUCACAUUG
Megalopta genalis is the source of this 1640-nucleotide messenger RNA. RefSeq lists its product as uncharacterized. Lineage: Eukaryota; Metazoa; Arthropoda; Insecta; Hymenoptera; Halictidae. The record is from RefSeq and is a predicted model, not a curated record.